GCAUCGUUAUGGUAUUGGUUCUGCUAGUGCGUCGGUCGUAUUACAUCGCAUGCGAAGGCUGCAUCAACUGCUAGAAGGACCAGUCUGGACGCAGCAGUCGUUGCAAAACCACGUGUUUUUCGGUAGUGAUUGGAGAUAUUGUUUUUGUUUUUUAAUUCCUUGGUUUUAUAUAAUAAUACAAAAGAUGAGUGGUGAGAAACACUUCUCCCGUGAUGAGGAAAUGGUACUAAUUGAAUUGGUGUCAUUUCACAAAUGUUUGUACGACAGUUCGGAUAAAAAGUUUAAAGACAAUAUUACCAAAGAUAAUGUGUGGAAAGAAAUAGCAUCUCACAUUGAGGGUAAAACAGAUGAUGAAUGCAUAAAGAGAUGGAAAUCUAUUCGCGAUACAUACAAGAGACUAAAAAGAAGUGGCAAAUUAGGAACAGGAUCAUCAGCAGCAGUGAAGCGCAAAAAGUGGCCUCUGUUCGAUUACCCUUCCUUUCUCGAAACGGUUCCAGAGGAAAGAAGUACGAUAUCCAACAUAGAGGAAGAGUCACAGGAAAGCAAUGACGAGGCGGUUUCUGAUGCAGACUAUAAUUUGGUAGAAGAGACGCAAAGUACAAUAAUUGACUUAGAGCAGUCUUCUAUUGCCACGCCGUCAACGUCCAGUGUGGCAAGUACCUGCACCCCUGUCAGAGCCCAUAAGAGAAAAAUGACUGACAACAUUUCAAAAUUACUUGAAGAGAACAAAAAGGCCAGAGAGAAAAUCGUCGAAAAAUUUCUGUAUAAAACCAAUGUUCCUGAAGAAGACGAUGUAAAAGUGUUCUACAGAAGUAUCGAUUUAAGUGUAAAACGACUUCCCCCGCAUUUAAUUGCAAAAGCAAAACUUCGACAAUUAGAAACUGUAAAUGAGUUACAAUUACUAGCAUCUCAACCAAAGGAUUUACCUCAACAGCAAAACAAGUCUUCAUUAAAUAGCUGUGAAGAGUCGCAAUGUAUAAUAAUAAUCAGGAUCAAUACGACCAAUUACGAUAUCUUAAUUUAGAUUAAAGUUAAAGCGUAUCUGUUAUUUAUCAUAAAAAUAAAUAUUUUUUUCAUUUACCUUAACGUUACACCUAAUUUUUCUUCAGCUGUUAUCGGUCGUUGAAUUAUGUUGGUGGGCGCUUUCUUAAUGUCUGUUUAAAUGGCAGAUAAAACGAAGUGAAACUGGGUUUUUGUUAGUCUAAAGAACUGCUAAAAUUUUUCUUCAUCGCCCACUAGGUAUUUACAUAUUAAAUUUUUAUAAGUUCCUUCCUUAUUUCUUCGUCGAAACAUCAUAUGUUGUGGUUUUCUCUGAAAAUUUCUGUUAAUUAUGCGCACAACGGUUUUGUCUUCUUCUUCGUCUAAUAAGUAAAGAGCUAAUAAUGCACCUGAAUGCACCACGAUGCAUCGUUUCACAAUGAAUGCUCAAAACAAACUGACUAGAUAGCGACUUUUUAAAAACACUUGCAUUUCCACUGUACAAGGUGAACCUCUUCAACUGCCAGCAGUAAACGCAACGGCGGCUGCAAGCAGUGGCUGCAUGCGUCUACU
This is a messenger RNA of Psylliodes chrysocephalus, 1551 nucleotides long. NCBI's taxonomy places the organism in Eukaryota, Metazoa, Arthropoda, Insecta, Coleoptera, Chrysomelidae. The record is from the annotation of a GenBank genome assembly.